Molecule: messenger RNA, 1629 nt
Organism: Phytophthora sojae
Lineage: Eukaryota; Oomycota; Peronosporomycetes; Peronosporales; Peronosporaceae
Exons: 1
Coding region: 1-1629 (542 amino acids)
Source: RefSeq, a predicted model, not a curated record
AUGGGCUUUCAACUUACUGGUACUAUCAACACUGCCGGAGGGGAAAUCAGACUGGCCCAACUGCAUACAACAAAGGUAAAUGGCUUCCAGAAUCCUGUCCCAUUCGCCGAUCCAAUUCGGGGUCAACUUGGAAGGCUAUUUGAUACCGUUGUUCCUCCGAUUGUGCAGAUGUGUGGUAAAACUGGCCCUAAUUGCGCUGCACUCUUUGUCACUGAUCCAUGUGAGAGUGUGUGGGCCACGAUACGGGAUUGGGAUCAUUCCUGGGCUCCUGAGCUAACAGUAGCGCUGGCUAGGACACCCAUAUCGAGGCUUAACCUGAACGUUGGGCACACCUGGUUGCACUCACGGCAAGCCAGGAUGGAUACCGGGUUUCUUCUCAGUACCUUGAUCUGUGGCCGCCCCCUGUGCGCUGUGGACGGACGAAGCGCCGAUAUACUUCCCGAUACCGUUCAACUGGAAUACGGCGACCUGAACUUGUCCGGCUUCUGGGUCACUGACAGCGAAAUGUUUGUUGCAAUCGGCUCGGCGGUCGCAGAGGCGUCUGCGGGGGCGCAUCUGUCAAGGCUCGGCAUAAAUUCAAGGUUUGGACGGUGGACCUGGUUGAUUUACGCACUCUGUUGUGGAUCCUCGCACGCGUCUGUAUCCUCGGCAGCCAUUUCGCAGGGUCCAACAAUGACGCAGUCUGCCAUUUUGGCCAUUUCCGCGGUGCUGCGAGCCAAUUUUCCUCAACCAAUACUGGAAUCGGAUGACAGCGGUUGCCACAAGUAUGGUUUCGUCGACAUUCAAGGGGGAAGUGAGCUGCAACUCUGUGACGUUCGUGAGUACGAAGAAAACGAAUUAAUUGUGUCACGGGCAUGCCACUGUCGAGCCCUUCACGACCCGCUUGACGGUGAGUGGGUUACAGUCAUCGUGCCUGGAUACGGAGUUUGCAAGGCGAAACUUGGCGAAGGUAUCCGAUUCACUCCGGAUUCAGAUAAUCCAGCCUUCCCAGUGAAACGAUUGUGCGGAUCUCUGGAGAUAAGCCGCGUCAGAUUCGAGACCGCUGCAGUGUUGAUGGAUCUGCUGACGUUGGUCACUAGUGGCCUUCGCAGAUUAACACUGUUUGCCCCCGAUGACGACGCCACAGCCGCGAUUCAAAUCGACCUUUGUGUAUUUUCAACCGCGUGUCCAGAACUCCGACAUCUUUCUGUCACGCACUUUGAUGUGGUAGUGUCGGCCCAUAACGUGUCCCUACGUCGCUGGCCCGUCAAGACGAUAUUCUUACAAUGGUGGCAAGAACGCAGGAGCACGUUGUCCGACGUGACGCGGUGCUUGAAGAAUACUGAACUACGAAUGACUCGCGAACUUACCAGCCUGGAAGUAAGACCCAGUUCACUGGUCGAUCCGGACGAAGUCAAGGAGUUAAAUAGCCGCGACGGCGAGUUCCUGCCUGUCGCGAAGGAGAAGCUCCCUGCCGAGUCGAAAGCUGCCUUGAUGAGUGUCGCCACAAGCGCAACCAGUGCCGCGUUGAAUCGCCUCAUGGACGCAAAUAUCCUGAGCCUCAUCUUUGUGUUUGCCUCAACUCCGGCGCAGCGCUCGGUCCAUUGUUGGACCGAUGAGGACUAUGAGUCGGACCCAGACGAUUGGUAA